Molecule: messenger RNA, 11494 nt
Organism: Paramuricea clavata
Lineage: Eukaryota; Metazoa; Cnidaria; Anthozoa; Malacalcyonacea; Plexauridae
Source: the annotation of a GenBank genome assembly
AUGCUGCAUGUAAAACUAAAACUGAAGAUGCUGAAACUAAAAUUGAUUUUACUAACAAAUGAUCAGAAUAUAAAGGUAUCAGGGUUGUGCAGAGGGUGUGUAGAGGUUGUGUCAUAAUACAUGUUUAGAGUAACCAUGCUUGCUCUCCAUGACAACAACUAUCUCCAAUCUUCCAUUUAUUACAAAAUAUAUUGAAUUAUUCAGGUUUCACGAUUUGUAGUAUUCUGAUGAUACCAGUUUUGAAAGUUUGGAUACCAAAUGUCGAAACCUUGGUACCCUAUGAUUAUUACAGUAAUUAUAUCAUGAUUACAGUAAUUAUAUCAUAAGUAGUAUUUUGCAAAUUUGUUAAAUUUACGUGAUCAAGUUAAUUACUAACACAGGUUAGGUUCCUUAUUCACACCUAGAAUGCGUAGAUAAAUCAGGUCGUGCUUCUAGCUUCGUCAUUUGCGAUACAAAUCCUGUUUUAUGUUUAAUUUUCCUUGUUCAUGAGUAUACAUAGUAGUUUCGGCAUGAUUGAGAACGUUUUACCAGUCAUAUGCAUAUUACGUUAAUCCUAUACGUACUCAAUAAACUACGUUUGCUUAGACGUUCUCAAAAAUUUCAGCAAGUUUAAUAAUAUUCAUGAAUUGUGUUUGAUUUGGCGUAUUUUUAACGACUCUACGGUGUAAUCUUUGUUUCACCUUUUCGAGCGAUAAAGUGUGGUUCGGGAGCCGGUUUCUGAAACAUUCAAUUUAAAAUAAGUUUCAUACAAUUGUAAACGUUCGUCCUAAUAUGUGACAUUUGAAAUAGAUUUGCGAGUGUGUUGCUUUGAAACAUCUGACUGAAUCAGAUUUAUACUGUUCGAGCAUUUCUGUCAUCUUUAAACCUGAUUGACGUGUUACAUUUAUUUUGCAUCUUUAUUUAUUUUACUCACUUUAUUUUUAGGGUUAUGGUUACUCAAGAACUGGUAAUCCCACCAGAGAUUGUUUUGAAAAAUGUGUUGCGUCUUUGGAAGACGCCAAGCAUGGUAAGGACUAAGGCGCUAUCUCUUCUGCACCUAAAUCUCUCUAUACCAUGAAUUUGGCACAUUAUUGUAGUUAAGUAUUCAUCUCGCGGCCGCAUUAGCAAGAUGGAGACAAAUUUUCUAAUGCUCUAGAAAAAUAGGAAACAAUGAUGUCGAGGCAUUUGAAAAUCCAUCACUGUUGCGGUUUUUGCCGAAGGAGGUAAAAUGUGUCACCAAUUGAAGAACCCGGGCAAAUACUAGAUAAGCUUUAGGCAAAGUAUAAAUGUUGUAUUUAUCAAUAUAGACCUGUUAUACAUACCUUUCGUUUUACAACUCACCGCAAAGCGUACAAGUAAGAAAUAAUUUUGAAUAUAGAACAUGCCUUGUUUUAAAUAACAAGAAGUAAACAACUGCAUGGAUUGUGCUUCGUAUGCUUGGCUUUCAGCCAUUCAUUUUAUCCCUGUAGGCAUUGCAACAGCAUCUGGCUUGGCUGCCUUAACAACGCUAACGCACCUAUUACGUGCUGGUGAUCACGUGGUUGUUUGUGAUGACGUUUAUGGAGGUAUACAGUAGAUAUGAUAAUCCAACAUUUAAGAACCUAGGUAUCUCACGUUAAGCCUCGUUUUGAUGUGAUUAGGACAGUUACGAGCAUGUCAAGGUGGCUGAUGUGAAAGACGCUCGAUCUAUCGCUGAAAACGUUUGCCUGCCAGCAAAAUUUGAACAAGGCAAGGCCUAUUCAGAUAAUAUUUUGUGGUCAAUUCAGAAAUAUUUACAAUAUUGUCCCAAACAUUGUUGUAGGAACCAACAGAUAUUUCUCCAAGGUUGCAUCCAGAUUUAACCUAGAUACGAGUAUGGUUGAUGUGACAGAUGUGGAUAAAUUGCAACAAGCCAUAAAGUCCAAUACAAAGGUGAUAGAGAAUUUACGAUUUUCUUAUUUUCUGAUGAUGCAUGACUUCGAAAUAAAGUCGCAAAGUUAAAGUUUCUAAAACUUGCAUAAAUAUUUAUGUAAUUUCAACAAAAUUGGCAUUGUAUAAAGUUGCUCGAAAAUGGCGAUCCGGAGAUCGUUAAAAUCACAAUAUCGCGAUAUCAGAUCACUGAUGUCACAAUAAACAGAUUCGCGUUUGUUUCUGGAGGAUCUAAAACCCAGGCUUAUUCGAGAUGAAUAAAGGAGAUGCACAUCAUGCAUGAAUAAUAGAUUAUCAUAAUGUGUUCUGUGUGUGAUAGUGGAUAUCCCAUAUAACAAUUUAAAUUUAUUAAGGUUUUACAUCGGAGGAAAGGCUAUAGCAAAAAAAAUUCGCAAUACAAGUAUAUUUUCUUAUCAGAACAAAAUGCAUACGAAAGUUAAAAAAUGAAUUCAAAGUUCAACUAGUUAAAAACGUCUGUUUGAGUGUACCAUCUAAAAAUCCUGGUAAUACUAGUAGAAUACUGAGUAUAGAAUAGUGUAUGAUAAGCGUAACUAAGCGUGUAUGCAUGUUAUCACCUUAUUAUAGUUCCAUAUUGAUUUACAGUAGUUCAGUGUACUCUUGACAUGGUGUACGUAUCCUGCAUGGUUUUAUCUGGUAAACGUGUUUCGGUAUAUCUAAUAUUCCAAUUCAGCAAUCCAAGUUCUCCUUAAAUUUUGUCUAUAGAUGUUUCCAAAUCUCUUCUUUGAGCCCGGUUGUUUUCUGCCUCCCAUUGGAUGAACUCCAGAUAGAUCUCCGGGUAGUUUUGCAUAACGAAAUUGGCGAAACGUCUAAGUCUAGUCAGUUCAAUGAGUUCAUCACGAAUACUCUGGCGGUAACGCCGGUUAUUCCUGUUACAUCGGCUUCGUUGAUCCAUUGCUUUGCUGCGUAAUCCAUGCAGUAAUGGAUUUGGAUUCGCGUCCUUCUUACAAAUAUAUGUGAUGUGGUCGGAAUCAUUAGAAGUUUAAUGCGUUUUUUAUGACCUUGAUAAUUAAUGCAAGUUAUAGCUAUCGAUUGAAUUUGUUUAACGAUCUGCGAUGCUUACCGCCAAUCAUUAUGAGAGCAUAUUAUUAGUAAUUUAGUUUACGCUUAUUGACCGCAAAAGAAAAGCCGCAACUUCUAGUUAUUUGAAAAUAUAUAUUCAAAAUCUAAACUCGCGUAUUUGUUGUUGGAGACACAUAUUUGUGGAUUUGGUGUCUAUUUGCGGAAUUAAGCCGCAGAUGUUAAUGAAUAUUGUGACGUAAUGAUAUCGAGAUCACCAAUGUGAUUUUACUAAUUAUCUCGGGAUUGCCUAUUGUGACUUUAAUGAUAAUGAUCUCGGGAUCUAUAAAUGGCGUACCUGAUAUCGGGAUCGCCAUUGUGAAUUUGAUUAAUGAACUCGGGAUCGCUAUUAUUCCAUACUGUAAUCUGCCACUUCACUCUUCAGCCCUAGAAGCACGUGUUGGCAUUUGUACCAUAGCAACGGAGCUAAAACGGUUGAAAUGCGGACACUUAUGGUGAAUAAAGAUGCUUCUUUUAUAGCACCAUACAUAUACUGUAUAAUACAGUAAAACCGCGCUUUCUAGAUAUAUGAACAACCCUAUACUCUAAAUCUAACACAACCCUAACACUGUGUAUUAAUAAAUUUAUAUAUGUCGUCCACCCAUGCCAGUACUUCGAAUGGUAGAAUUCACUUAGUAGACUUUCCACAAGUCCGCCUCAGAAUUUUGCCCUAGCUUUUGGCAAGUGAGUAAAGUUGAGGCCCUGUUGAGGGAAGAGUAACUGCGCGAAGUAAAAAUGACGUCAUUUGAAAAGUCUAUUCAUAUAUAGUGCUUAUGCAUGAGUCAGACUUAUGAUACCAUUCAGUUGAGCCCCAAGGCACUGAACCAUGACACUGAGCCCAAGGCAAUGAACACAAAAAUGUGAUUUGGUGUCAGGAACUUCGGUAUACUUGAUAUGAUAUACUGCAAGGGCAGUUGUUGAUCAGAUUUAAGGAAGAUGAGACCAGAGUAAAUUCUGUACAGUAAAUAUAUAGUUAAUUUAAUUCUAGAUGGUCUGGAUUGAAACUCCUACAAAUCCACUGUUGACAUUAAUUGAUAUUAAAGCUGUAGCUGAUGUUGCUCAUAAAACUGAGGUAAAGCGUUUACUAAUAGUUAUUUUCACAUAUAACGGUUGAUUCUGCAACGGGAUCUCAGUGGUGAAAGACGAUGUGCCACUGAAGUCCCAUUCAGAAUAAGAAGUAACAAUAUUUCAAAGACUGAAGUAUGAAGGUUAUAGGCAAAAAGCAAUCAAAACGUCUACGGUUCAGUUUUACAUCGAAUCGAAGCUUAUAUAGAGUGCAUGAUAACGUAUCUACCGCAAUUGGCAAUUGCGGUGCCCUAACAAAGUUUCGCAUGGUUUGGCAUCGUUUUAUUAUUUUGGCAUUGCGUGCAUGAGUUUGUUAGUCUUUGUUAGCGUUGGUAGUUGGUGCGGAAUCAAAAGUCUUCAGUCUUGACAUUUAUUCAAAAAUACAAUGUUUUCGCGCGUGUGGUGCACUUGGUCUGCGCAUGCUUCAGGGUACCGCAGUGUAGUAUUGUGUCUGUUUCUAUUAUUAAAAGGACUUUCACAGUGUAGCUAGCCAGCGCUCAGUCAGUGCUUGGCUUAUCAGAAACACAAUGUUUGGGAACUAUAGGUGUUUUGUUAGAAAAAGCAAGGGUUUAUACUGCAUGUGUGUAUUUCUAAUUAUGCCGAACUCCGUGUUUUCCAUAUUUUUACAUCAGACUCCGGAACUCUGGCUAUAGGCUAUAUAUACGGGAAACGUCGACUCCAUUAUUUUAAAAUGGAAAGUUUAUGUGAUAUGUUUGCAGCAAUGAGUAUUUCCUUGGAGGUGCCAAACGAUUUGGUUGUGGAUGAAGUAUUUUAUGAAGUGAAGAAUGUUUGUGAUUUGAUGAAUGCUGUGUUUUCCGAAGCGGUUGAAGCUAUUCGGGUGAUGCAAUUGGAAUAUUACGAGCGUGCGAAGGAACAUUAUGCGAACUUGAUAAAAGAUCAUGAAGUAACACUUGAUUUUUUUGGGAAUUUGAGAAUUUUUGGGGAACUAUCUGAUGUAUUGGAGCGAAGAACAUUGUGCAUAAGACACGUUUAGUAAAAAAAGUUAUGUAUUGACGUUAUAUAAGAUACAAAGUUGUAAAAGAGAUGUUUUGUAAAACUAUACUGAUGUUAUGUGUAUUUUUUUGAGAACAUUUAUUGAAGAACAAAGAUUUUACAUUUUACUGAGUUGUUCUCGUAGUUUAUUUUCUAAAUAAUAAUACGCUUUCUUGUGAUCCGUUUCGAGAGAUUUGAAUGUUUCAUUUGUCAUAGUAAGUGUAUUGAGAAAGUAUAUCUUUUUUACAUAGGGGAUUUUGCUUAUCUAUAGUUUUGGCUUUGUUGUGUCUUUAACAAAGGGUCGGACGGUAGGCUCGUCUUCAUGUAGAUUCACCCACUUCAUACGACCUGUGGAUGGAUGCCUUAUUUUGACAGGCCAAUAAUUUUCUCCGUUGAUGUAGACACCCGGAAGGCCAGGAUCAAAAUUGUUGCGCGAUGACGUAUACAUCUCUGAUGGCAUAUCCUUCGGGAAUGUUACGGACAGCCUGUGCUCCCAAGGUGUAGUUUUGCCACUCUGGGAUAGUUGCAUCCGACCGAGUAAUAUCUUGAUGAUGUUUAGGUAGUUUUCUUCCAGGCUUGAUGCCAGAGACCUGUGUGGGCUCAACACCAGUAUUGUUCUCUUUACUUUGGGUGGCGAAGAGAUAAACAUGGCAGUCGUCAAAUAGAUCUCCAAGAACUAGCUUAUCGACGGGUGUGUCAGGUUUGUUAUCCACCAACAAGUAUCCAAACGGUUUUUCGAUCUCUUUGCAAUAGGCGUUCAUAAAGUGUUAGGAUGUUAGGGUUUGUAAUCCAAGUGAGAAUAUAUACAUUUUAAGACCUAACCAGGAACGACUGCGAAAAAUGCAGCACAAGGUCCUCUGGUAGGAAUCGAACCUACGGCCCUGCGAUUCCGGUGCAGCGCUCUAACCAACUGAGCUACAGAGGCCAGCUGUUGAGCUGUAACCGUAAGUUCAUGUAUAUAUAGGUAAUCGGGUGUGCGGGUUGUGAUAACGUGGACUUGAAUAACUUAGUUGUUGCACUUCACUUGGUGGAAUUAAUAUUAGGAUGUUAGGGUUUGUAAUCCAAGUGAGAAUAUAUACAUUUUAAGACCUAACCAGGAACGACUGCGAAAAAUGCAGCACAAGGUCCUCUGGUCGGAAGCAAACAUGCGUUCUCCAACAAUUCCAAUUUGUUUCCUAUCACUAGGACUUCGGAUGAGGGCAAGAUAUUGGACAUUUCGGCUAACAUCUGUAUUAAGUUUCCCCUUAGGAAACAUGUUUAGUGUGGCGGAUAUGUGCAUGGAUGUUUCCGAAGAGAGUUAAAAGCACGAAAUUAUGCACAGUAGCAUCUUUUUAUGAGCAGAACAACAUGCAAAAGUGGGGCCAUCGUGAAACUGUCUUUCUAGAGAGCUACGAUGCUGUUAGCAUUAUUUGCUAUUAAAUUCUACUACAACAAAAAAAUGUGAAAUUUUGAAUUCAAUCGCGACAAAUAUAACUUGCAUCAUCAGAAAGCUUGUAAAAAACUACAUAAAAAGACUUUUAAACAGUUUUUUUAUUCUUCCAAUGGUUAUUGCUGUAAAUUAGGCACAUUAUCUCGCUAAAAGUCCCUAAUUAAUUAUUCGAUGUUUGAAAAUGCGUUUUUAACAGUUUAUAAUUCGAAAACUAUUUCAGAAAUAAAAAAAACUGUCUAAACGUCUUAUAUGCAGUUUUUUAUAAGCUUUCUGAUGAUGCAAGUCAUAUUUGUUGUUAUUGAAUACAAAAUUUCACAUUUUGGCUAUAAUAGAAUACAAUAGAAGAAAGUCACUAAUCACCCGUUUUCAGGAGUUAGCAGCAAAAUACUCCCCCACUUCAAAUAUCUAUUAAGCAAAUCAAACUACAUCAAUUGUAAAAGUUUGAUGCUUUUAACCUCAACGGGAACUACUGAUCCAUAAUUUUACACAUAUCCGCCUCACUAGUUCUGAAGCAAAAGGAUAACACUGGCGUUUCUAUGACGACCCUGGGUAAAUAAUCUAGAUACCACAGGACUGUCUGUCGCGUCGGCCAUCAGAUCAUCCAGUAUGAUUAUGUUGUUGUAUUUCUCGGGCAAACCUCUCUCAAACCGGAUGCUUUUCCCAAGAGAUUUUCUCAACUCGUCGUAACGAUCUUGCCAUUGAUUGUAGCACCAAAGAAUGCGGAUACUUCUUUGCUCCUCGUACACGAUACGAUUGUUUUCCAAAAUUUGUUGGACGAAGUAAGUCUUUCCACUUUGACUGGGACCCACGACCAAUAGCGAAAAUUUAUGGUGAAAGUUGAAUUCCGGAUAGGGCUUAGUCAAAGACGCUCUUACUCUUGGUAUGGUGUUUGUUGGUUUUAGUACAGCACUUGUUUUCUUUCGAACACAUCUCAUUUCUUUCAGUAUAUGUGCCGGUCGUGCAGGUAGCCUGUUGUUUUUGCCUUUCAUCUCCGUAUAAGUUAUGGACUUGACGCAAAUGAUCACUCAUAUACCGAAGACCAGGCUUGUUACAGACAGGACAGUCUCUUUUGUGUUUAUAGGGCAUAUUGACACUUUGAAAGUUCAAUUAUAAAUUGGGGUCGAUGAGAGGUCGAUGUUGGGUCGAUGAGAGGUCGAUGUAGGGUCGAUUCUCUGGGAUUCUGCAGGGGUCCCCUCGGAGUUCCCUCGGACGUAUGAGCACCUGCUCAGAGCAACUCACGAGCAGGCAUAAAGGUGCAGUGUUCUCCAAUAAAAAGUCAUUUUUAGACAGUCAAUGCUAGCGGAAAGAGCUGCAAAGAAUAAUUUAGCGGUUACAAUCUACGAAAACACGAAAAGGAAUACUGUCCACUACGCCAACAAGAAAGAAACAUGUCUCAAACAGACUCAGAUAGCCAGAAAAGGGAUUUCCAAGACGAUGUCUCCACAACUUCAACUCAAGGGUCUGAAAUUUCGACUGAGUCAGAAAUUGAAGAAGAAAUGGAUCCUUGGAUACCGUUGAUAGAAGAAGCAAAGCAAAGAAGUAAUAUAGCUUUUGAGGAAAUGAAAGAAAGCCUUAUCAACAGUGGUCUAGAUGAGCAAUCCGCUAAGGACAAAGCUUACUCUAAUAUUCUGCCUAAACUCCAGAAGGAACUGGAAAAUAUUUAUAUGGAUCAUCUCUCAUGGAUGAGACAACUAAAGAAAGAUCCAGUACAUAAGAAAAUAAUGCACACAAAAGAUGAACUUGUGGGAAACGAUGAUUUUGAUCCAGAAGAAGCCAUGGAAGCAGCUGUUGAUAAGAGUUUGUUGAUAAGUUUCUUAUAAGAAGGCUUUUAAAGGGUUACAAUUUUGAUGAAGAGAAUGAUGAUGAUGAAGAGAAUGAUGAUGAUUAGACUCGAUCAAUAGGUCAAAUAUAGGAUUGAAGUCAAGUACAGUAUUGGCACGUAAAAACAUACCAGUAUUAAUACACAGCAUGUAAACGUCGAGUCGUUUCAAUAAAUUGCUUUUCCUGUCUUUUCUUGUCAUUUUUUCUUACAAAUCAAAAUGGAAAAAAACACGAAAAUGUAUACAUUUGUGUACUGAUCGUUUCUUGCAGUGGCUUCCACGAAUGAAGAAUGUACACCCAGUCGUCGGGCCUAAACGGUCCUUAUGAGCAGAUGAGCAUGUGCUCAUGAGCAGUUAUGAGCAGGUGCUCAUUUCAAUCUUAGGAUUCAAUUAUUCAAUCUUAGGAUUCAAUGAUUCAAUCUUAAAAUUCAACUGAUUCAAUCUAGGAUUCAAUUAUUCAAAUGGAGCUUGGCUCCGAGCUAUUUAGGGUGGCUGUGAGCCUAUCGAGCUUGGCUCCGAAUAUCACACAGUAUCUUAAGGUAUCAUACAGUAUCGUAAGAUAUGAUACAGUAUCUUAGGAUCUCAAUAUCUUAGGAUAUUAUACAGUAUCUUAGGAUAUCAAUAUCUUAGAAUAUCAUACAGCAUCUUAGGAUAUCAUGCAGUAUCGUACGAUAUCAUACAGUAUCUUAGGAUAUCGAUAUUUUGGACUAGUAUUUUUGCACAAGUGAACAUAACAAAUCCUACAAGUUGAUUGGUCAAAUUUGACGUAUUAAGCUGUUAUAUUCACCUACAGGUGAAUAUAACAAAACCGAAAUUUUCAAAAUGGCGGCCGGACGUUUUGUGGAAGUUACUGAUAAAGAAAUAAGCGAAAUUAAAAUAAAUUCAGUCCCAAAAAACACAAAAGACUUGUGUAAAAAUACUAAAACAAUUAUUCGCCCCAGGCUCGGUGAUUAUUGGGGAAUAUUCACCUCGACUUUGUCUCGGCGAAUAUUCCCCGAUAAUCACCUCACCUUCGGCGAAUAAUUAUUAAAUAUCAUACAGUAUAUAUCUUAGGAUAUCAUGCAGUAUCUUAGGAUAUCAAUAUUUUAGGAAACGUUCGUGUGGUAAAACGAUUUGUACUAAAUUUCAUAAAAUUUGUAUUCAAUAAUAACACAUUUAAUAAUAAUAAUAAUAAUAAUAAUAAUAAUAAUAAUAAUAAUAAUAAUAAUAAUAAUAAUAAUAAAACGAUUUGUACUAAAUUUCAUAAAAUUUGUAUUCAAUAAUAACACAUUUAAUAAUAAUAAUAAUAAUAAUAAUAAUAAAUAAUAAAGAUUUAAUCUGGCAUAUCCAUAUUACAUGGCUCUUCAUCCAUACAUUUAAAAAAACUAACAAACUAUUUCUAAAUUUUUUCAACUGUCUUGUACAACCACAACUACAACUACAAUAUAAAUAAAUUUGAACAGUUAAAAUCAGGUUAUGUGAGAAAAUUAAUCAAUCCUUAUCAAUCCUUUCUCUACCUUGAUCUAAUAAAAUACUUUUAAGAGUAAUCAUAUAAUUUUUAAAAUCCAUUAGUUUCAAAUGUUCUGGAAGACUAUUAAAAACUCUAGCAGCAUUGGAUUGAAAACUGUCUUCAAUGUUAGAAUAUUCAAUUUUCAAACCACCGUCACAGUUACUACGCAGAACUCUUGAAACUCUUUUGACUUGGAGCGAUAGAUAACUUGGCCAUUUGUCAUCUUUUAGGGCCUGAUACGCCAGUUUCCCAAUACUGAACUCAAUCCUUUCUUUGAUUGGUAGCCAUCUCAAUGUUAGUACAUCAUUCACUUUCGCAAAUUUACCAAUCACAAAACUUGCCGCAGCAUUCUGGACUUUUUGCAGUCGUUUGAGCAAAUAAUCAGGCAAGGAUCCGUAUAGGCAAUUGCAAUAAUCCAGUUUGGAUAAAAUCAAUAAUUCUGCUAGUUGUUUUCUCAAUGAGAACGGCAUGAAACGUUCUAUCUAACUCCCUCCCAAUGACCUCGCUACAGUUAUCCAAAUUCUUUACCUUACAAUGUUUGUAUAAACUAGUAUCGUCCGCAUAUUGUAGAUAAUUGCAAUCGGAUGAUUUCUCAUCUUGUAGAUCGGCCAUAUAUAAGUUAAAGAGAAUUGGACCCAGAAUUGACCCUAGUGGAACACCGAAUGUUACUGGUAGCAAUCUUGACUGUCGAUCAUCAAUUUGUACAAACUGUUGUCUGCCAUCUAAAUAACUAUAAAUCCAUAUGAAAAAAUCCUUUGAAAAACCUAUCCGAUGAAAUUUAUUCAGUAGCACCUGGAAAUCAACCGUCUCAAAAGCCUUUGAAUAGUCAGUAAAGACUGCCAAUGUUAUUUCCCCUUUUUUCAUUGCUCUCAAGAUAUCAUCCUUAAGUUUCAACAGAACGGCCAUGGUUGAGUGACCCUUACGGAAACCGGACAUUGUCUCUUUAUACAAACUGUGUUCUUCAAUAUACUCAACUUGGGAUAGCACCAGGCGUUCAAAUACCUUUGAUAAAAUUGGCAGCACUGACACUGGUCUAAAAUCACUAUUCUCUAUCGGUUCACUGAUUUUCGGGAUAGGACUAAUACGUCCUAUUUUCCACGAGGAAGGAAACAUAUUGUGUGCGAUGCAUUCGUUAAUUAUAUGGGUCAACGGAGAGAUAAUAUAUUGGGAAGCCAUUUUCAAAUAGUUCACAGGUAGAUGGUCAUGACCUGUAGAACAAUCAUUCCGUAUACCAUUAAGCUAUUUGCUUACUUCGCCAAAAUUUACCUUUCGCAUCCUAAAGCACGUAUCCCCACUAGAUUCUGAUAGGGAGUCAACAUAUUCGACAACACCGACUCUUUGUUUUGGGUACGAACCCAAAAUGCGUUCUGCGGUAGUCGGAAAAAAAUUGUUCAACUCAUCCGGGUCUUGACGGAUUUUCUUCCUACUUGGGUUUAAUAUUCGAUGUAGUAUCAUCCAAACAACCGUCGAGCGUUUUGAUGAUAACGCUUUUGAAUAGAAAGUUCGUUUUGCAGUUUUUAUAGCUGUUUUGAUUUUAUUAAGAACUAAGCGGAACAGUGACCAGUCAGACUCUGCUUGGGUUGGGCGGGCAGUAGAUCGUAAAUGGUCUCUCUCUCUCUCUUUCUGUAGAUGUUUAAUGUUCACAUCUUGCAGCCAAGGAGCAGGAGGUCGAGUUAUCUUACAUCGCACAAGUUGGGCAUGUCGGUCGAUGCAACUACGGAGCAAUUCAUUUAG